Andrographis paniculata is the source of this 1045-nucleotide messenger RNA. RefSeq names its product bZIP transcription factor 53-like. The transcript has a single exon. Gene Ontology annotation, cellular component: nucleus. Gene Ontology annotation, biological process: positive regulation of DNA-templated transcription. Gene Ontology annotation, molecular function: transcription cis-regulatory region binding; DNA-binding transcription factor activity. NCBI's taxonomy places the organism in Eukaryota, Viridiplantae, Streptophyta, Magnoliopsida, Lamiales, Acanthaceae. The record is from RefSeq and is a predicted model, not a curated record. The coding region runs from base 473 to 931 and encodes 152 amino acids.
UUAUAUAUACAUCCCAGUUCCUAUCCCUCUCCUCCUGAUCUGAUCUCCAAGUCUUCAAUUCCUAAUUCACCUGUCAUUCCUUCUUCCACACGCUACAAGUAUAAACCACCCUUUCCUUACAAGAUCAUUUCAAUCCCGUUUGGUUUUGCAUAGCCAUGAUGGGUUUAUGGUUUCGAUGCAAUCUUAACUCCUCCACCUGACACAUGAGUGUUCUCAUUACGGCAUUAAUCCUGGGUAGAAUUAGAAUUAGGCUGCUUCAAUCCUUCUCAGUUGUUUUCCUGUAUUGGUUUUAUGUCUUUUCUUGAGCCCUUUUCUGUUCUGUGUUCAUCAUCAUUUACCCUUAAUUGAAAGGCAAGACAAGACAAUAUAUAUAGAAAGAAAACUAGUGUGUGCAGUGUUGUAUUUGUAUUGUAUUGUAUUGUAUUUCCACUACACAAAGUGUUCGUUUACUUUCCGUAACUUACUCAAAAGCAUGAAAUCUAGAAAGCAUAGCAGCUCCAGCUCUUCGGAAGAAGAUCAUGGCAUCCGGCGUGCCAUGAUUGCGGAUGAAAAGAAGAGGAAGAGGAUGUUAUCCAACCGUGAGUCAGCAAGGCGUUCGAGGAUGAAAAAGGAGCAGCACAUCAAGGAUUUGAACGAUAAAGUCGCAUACUUUAGGACCAGAAGCAGUGGAAUGGUUGAGAAGAUCACUGAAAUCAGCCGGUGCCACAUGGCCGUUGAAUCGGAGAACAGAAUGCUCCGAACGCAUGGGGAAGAGCUCAAGAGAAGAUUGGAAUUCCUCCAGGGUGUGCUGGCUUCUUACAAGAGUUUUGAACAUGCGAAUGGUGUAGGAAAAUACAGCGAGGAGCAUUCUUUAAUGAGGAUUCUUCAAGAACCAUGGGUGCAGCAACCCCAUGUUCAGUCCCAUACUAUUGAUGGGAUCUACAUGUUUUGAUGGAGAACUUUGCCACACACACACACACACACAGACACGUGUAAUAGACAUGCUCCUAGCUAGCUGUUAUGCUGACACUUUUAUUUAUAAUAAAGCUGACCUUGUCCAUUAGUA